Molecule: messenger RNA, 1748 nt
Organism: Cajanus cajan (pigeon pea)
Lineage: Eukaryota; Viridiplantae; Streptophyta; Magnoliopsida; Fabales; Fabaceae
Product: RING/U-box superfamily protein
Biological process (GO): protein ubiquitination; regulation of cell adhesion
Molecular function (GO): ubiquitin protein ligase activity
Source: RefSeq, a predicted model, not a curated record
UAAAUCACAGUAUUGCAAUUUGCAGCAAGCCAGUUUAUUUGAGAGCCUCUGCUUAGGGAACGAACGAAGGAAGAACGCAGAGCGACACAAAUCCGAGACUAAGGCUUCUAGAUUCGUCAAUUGCAAAAGGAGGAGGCGUAUUUUUCUGUAACACUAUUCCCAAUUUGGAGCAGUGGUUUGAAAGGUUUUGAGAGUUAGGGGCCGAAGUUUGAUUGAAAAAUGCUUCAGAUUCGGCUUAGUAAGGCUCCUGCAUCAGAAGGGUCGGCAGGGGUGAAGCUGUCACCUGUUGAGACUGUUACAGUUGCAUGCCCUGACCAUCUGGUCCUUGCUGAUCUUCCUGUUGCAAAGGGCAUUGGUGCAGCCACUGCUGCUUCCCUUGUUAAGACUUCGGGCCGCAGGUCCCGCCGCCAGCUUGGGGAGCGGGUCCAUUUCUGUGUUCGCUGUGAUUUUCCCAUUGCCAUUUAUGGACGGCUGAGCCCUUGUGAACAUGCCUUUUGUCUGGAUUGUGCUAGAAGUGAUUCAAUGUGCUACCUGUGUGAUGAAAGAAUCCAGAAGAUUCUAACAAUCAAAAUGAUGGAAGGAAUCCUCAUUUGUGCCGCUCCUCAUUGUCUCAAGUCUUUCUUGAAGAAAGCUGACUUUGAAUCUCAUAUCCAAGACAGCCAUGCCAACCUUCUUCGACCCAAUGCUGAUAAAGAAGAUGGAAACGAGUCAGAGGCACAGAGCGUUAGGCAAUCUACAGCUUCAGAUUCCACUGCUCGAGGUCCCCAAAGACCAGUUUUUUCUCCUGGUUCAAAUUCCCAGCAACAUGAUCUGGAAGACAAAACUCGUAGACAGACACCUAGAGAGCAACCACCUUCAAGGCAAACCCUGCCGCAAAAGCCACCAUAUUUUGGCCAACAUCACCCUUCAGAUACCAUGUCCGGCUCUGUUGGAGGUGGACAACAGGGCUUUCAUCAACAGAGUUUUGACAUGCAGCAUCCCCCUCAAGAACCUUCCCAGUUUGCUGACAGGCAACAAGCAGUGGGUCCAGAGACCCCAUUCCCUGAGUAUCCAACAAUGCACCCUGCACAACCUUCCAAUGUUCCCUCAUUGGUUACUUCAAACCCAAUGCUGAACCCUCCUAUGCCAUUUGGUUAUCCCCCUUACCCAAACGAACGAGGUCAACCAUUUUAUACUGCUCCAUAUGACAUGCCUAGGCAAGACUCGGCCGCUGAUAUAGGUGGGGACCAGAGUUCAUUAUUGGGUUUUCCACAAGGUGGGCCAAAUUUUCCAGGAAACUAUCCCCAGCCCUGGAAUUCAGGAAUUGGUGGUGUGCCUUUUGAACAAGGACAGGGUGGUAUGGUUGUGGAUCCAAGGGAUGGCAAAGGUAUAUUGGCACCACAACCCAUGCCCCUCCCACCACCACCCCCACCUCCACCUCACAUGUCACAUUUGAAACAAAACUACUAUUCUGGGGAGCAUGGGCAUGAUGGUCAGGGUUAUGGGUGGCAGCAUGAUAACCGUGAUAGCUUUGGUGGCCAAAGCUAGUAAGGCUUCCCCAAUCAUUACUUUCUCGGAUUAUGUUUGGUUACUUUUGAGGAUGUUUCUGCAACAAGCAUACUCGUCUCAUGCAUCAUUCAAAUCGCUAAACUGCUAUUAAACUGUUUACUUUUGGACGUGAUAUUGUAUUUGUAUAUUUUAAUUGAAUUGAGUUUUUCCAUUAUCAUUUACCAAAGGUAAUGAAAAGUUUUAUGCCCUGUUUGGUACUA